UGACAAAGAGGCUAAACAGACGGGGUGCUCAUAAUAAGUCAGGGCUGUUGGCUACAGUCUUGAUGGCCAUUGUUGGGCUCCUUAGCCAAAAGAGUGUCUCUGCAGAAUCAUGUACUCCUUGUGGAAUGGCCGAGGACAUUCUCAAGCCUUGUAAUGCCACACUAGAAAUUGAACACUGGCCUGGCAAGUUCACAUACCAACCAACUAGAGAACAAGCUGUGUGUGCAUGCAACGAGAACUACUAUGUCCAGAUGACAGCAUGUGUGAAAUGUCAAAGCUCAUCGAGUGCCCAUCUCAGCAUUAAACCUCUUGCAGAGUAUCAAGACGUUUGCAAGAGUUUUGGUGUGUUUGAUUUCCCAAAGGUGCAUAUGCCCACCACUUCAACAAGCAUUGCGUCGACCCAGACGACUACAUCUACAUCUACACCUACGUCUGAUCAGAGUAAUUCAGGAUCGACGGCCCGCAGUGGACUAUCCUCUGGAGCUGUCGCUGGAAUUAUUGUCUCAGCAAUUGCACUGAUCGUAGCACUAUCAGUUGCAGGAUAUGUCUAUACACGAAGGAGGCGUGAGCUUGCUAAGCAGAAGGAAGAUGACGAUCUGUAUAAAUAUCAGGAAAACAGUCGUCAGUCAUACAUGGAAUCACCGUUGCCCCAAUACACGGGUAUCCAAUCCUCGUUACCAAGCCUUCCUCAACUUACAAACCUACGUGUCAUGAAUCCUGACAAUGAUGAAGAUGAGAUUUUAAACAGUGGUACAAGGUUCCCGAACGCUAGCAAUGUAGAUGCCCCACGGACGUCAUCUCCAGGAUGGCGUCGUGGCAGCUUUGAUGAUGACUGAGAAGAUUCCUGAUGUGCUUCCUUUUUGUUUACUAAUUGAUCUGG
Molecule: messenger RNA, 880 nt
Organism: Lobosporangium transversale
Lineage: Eukaryota; Fungi; Mortierellomycota; Mortierellomycetes; Mortierellales; Mortierellaceae
Exons: 5
Source: RefSeq, a predicted model, not a curated record